Neurospora tetraspora is the source of this 642-nucleotide messenger RNA. Its product is annotated as CENP-S associating centromere protein X-domain-containing protein. The transcript is spliced from 2 exons. Gene Ontology annotation, molecular function: protein heterodimerization activity. Gene Ontology annotation, cellular component: FANCM-MHF complex. The coding region runs from base 1 to 642 and encodes 213 amino acids. The record is from RefSeq and is a predicted model, not a curated record. Lineage: Eukaryota; Fungi; Ascomycota; Sordariomycetes; Sordariales; Sordariaceae. Gene Ontology annotation, biological process: replication fork processing; DNA repair; resolution of meiotic recombination intermediates.
AUGCCUCCUAAAUCUACCUCCGCGGCCUCCAGCAGCCGUCGCGGUAAGCCUUCCAUUUCUCGCACUCCCACCGGCGCCAAACGUGGCUCUACCUCAGCAGACCCCUCCUCCUCGAAGCGACGCCGCGAAACAACAGACACGAUCGAGCUCGCCUCCGACCAAGAUGAUGAAGACCUCGAGAUGUUCGAUCACAGCCGAAUCAACAAUGACGUUACCAUGCUUGGCUCCGACGACGAAGAAGAACAACCAGACGUGGACACGAAUCGGUUCCGACGACGACAGAUGCAGCGCAACAACCAAGACUCGGACGCUGACGACUCAGAUCGGUAUCAACCACAGCAAGAUUCAGACGUGGAAGAGCAACAAGACGAAGCAGAGGACUCGGACGAAGAGGAACGGCCCACGGUCCCCUCGGAGCUGCUCACGAGGUUAUUGUACGAGUUCUUCGAGAGCGACAAGACGAAGAUAACGAAAGACGCGAACGAGGCGGUGGCGCGGUAUGUGGAUAUCUUUGUGAGGGAGGCGAUUGCGAGGAGUGUAGUGGAGAGGGAGGGAGGGAAUGGGACGACUUCUGGGGGAGGAGGGUUCUUGGAGGUGGAAGACUUGGAGAAGAUUGCGCCUCAGUUGUUGUUGGAUCUUUGA